CCCGCUUGUUGCCAACUUCCCGUCAGUCAUUUUAUUCGCUGGCUGUUAGUUUACGGUCGACAAUAUCCUUAAAAAUCUUCGUCAUCGGAAGUUAAUUUCUAAAGUGACAUUAUGAGUUCUGGUAUGCCUGAAUUGGGCUCCAAGAUAAGCCUAAUAUCGAAAGCUGAUAUUCGUUACGAAGGCCGACUCUUCACCGUCGAUCCUCAGGAAUGUACCAUCGCUUUAGCUAGCGUGCGAUCAUUUGGUACUGAGGAUCGAGAGACUCAGUAUCCAGUGGCACCACAAAGUCAGGUCUAUGAUUACAUCUUGUUCCGUGGAUCGGAUAUAAAGGAUAUAAGAGUACUGAACAAUGUUCCGUCUUUGCCUAAUGAUCCAGCCAUUGUGCAGAUGUCUGUACCACCAUCCCUCGGUACUGGUGGACAGGGGCAGUAUACAGGGCAGUACAACCAUCCUGUCGUUGGACAGACGCAAUAUCCUCAAUAUCACCCCAUGGCCGGCUUUCCUGGGAGUGUUCACCCUCAGCUCAGCAAGACCAGUGAGUUAUCCCCUCAAACCUCCGUGGAUUUGACACCACAACCUCAACCUGUAAAUGCACCGAUUGGAUCAGGAGUGGUGCAUCACAACCAAGUGAAAGACCAAGGUUCAAUGUUAGACCUUAUUGGAGGUGGUUCUCAACAAAGUGCUUCACGAUCUGGUACUCCAGCUGCUGUGGGACACAGGAAGAGCCCUACAGCUGAUCAAGGCACUCAGCAGGCAGGCUCUGGAGCCGGCGGUUCGGGGCAGCGUGAUAGCCGGCGCACGAGCACCAGCGGCGGCACAUCAACCAAGCCUACCGGCCAGCGCCCGCGACCCCUGUCUCGCACGCGUCAGCGACAGCCCAGCGGCUCGCAGCCUCAACAGAUGCACAAUCACCAGCCUGGUGAGCAUGUUGAAAUGCAAAAUUACAACCGCGGUGGAUGGCGGGGAAGGUCACGUGGACGUGGCCGCGGCUUCGUACCUCGUAACAAAAACACGCUCAAGUUUGACAAUGACUAUGACUUUGAGCAGGCUAAUACUGAGUUUGAGGAGCUCCGCAGUCAGCUAGCAAAAGCUAAGAUCUCAGAUGCUGAAGUAAAAGUCGAAGGUGAAGUGGACAAGAAGGACGAUUCUGGUAAUGAAACUGGAGCUGGUGAACCUGAGUUAGAAGAAGACAAUCUAGCAUUUACUGGUUAUGAUAAAAAGAAGAGCUUCUUUGAUAAUAUAUCCUGUGAGGCCGUAGAAAGGUCAAAGGGUCGCAGCCAGCGAACGGACUGGCGAACGGAGCGCAAGCUGAACUCCGAGACGUUCGGCGUGGCGUCGGCGCGGCGCGGGGCGUGGCGCCCGCGGGCCACGUGGCGCCACCCGCCGCACAACCCGCACCCGCACCCGCACGCGCACCCACACGCGCACCCGCACGCACCGAACCAUCCUAUGUCUUACUUCCCCAGCUGGAGGCCGAUGCGAGGCGGGCGCGGUCGAAUCAACCACAACAACAGCGGCAACUUGAACAACAACCACCACAAUCAACACAACCAACAACGUCGCAACAACGCGCCUGCCGCUUCUGCAUCCGCACCGCCGCCGUCGCAACAAGCCUCCGCUGCAGCCAAGUAGGGGUCGAAUGACGUGAAGAGUAUACUGAAUCUUAAUUUAUUAUCGCGAGGACUAAUCACAAAUGGAUAAGUAACGGAAAAGUGUAUGUUGGUGAUUGAAGUGUGUAAUUAUGUAAUCGGUUUAAAUAUGUAAAGGGAGCUGUAAUACGGGAAGACAUAACAAGGCUAGGAUUCAAGUGAUGGACAUUGCUUUGGUGUGAUAGUGUUGUAUCCAAUAUAAGGAAGGUGUUAGAAAUGAAUUCCCGUAAGCAUGCGACAGAACAAAUCGUCUUCGUCCAGGCGCUCAUGGCUAGCGCGAUGUAAGUAUAUUAAUAGGUGAGCCACACAUUCAGUCAAUGGGCUGUAUUGACCUCUCGAAUCUUGUCACAAGUCGACCGAUACGAUAUUAGGCUAAAUUCUGUGAUGUGAGGUAUCAAUAUAAUUUAUUGUAAUUGUUGCCUUUUGUAAUGAAUAUAGAGCCGUGCAUUGUAUAAAUUAAAUCUUUAUUUAUAUUAUGCCCAAAAACAUUUAUUUUUUUGUCCUAGCUUCUCACCUAUUACGCGCAUUUGUGCCUAUUAAGAAUUGUAACGAGAGUUAGAUUAUAAAUGUGUUUUUAUUUUUUCCAAAGUGUCAUUGCACUUUUAAUUUUUUUUUGUAAGCAAUGACGCAAUGGGCAGUGUUACAGCAGUCCUACUAGAUUAUAGUAAAAAUGAGCUUAUAGAAAUAUCCUUGAGCGCGUUUGUUCCUUUCUGCUGGACAGGUUUUCUUAAAAAUGUAGAAAAAUUUAUUAGUGUUUACUAAAGUACUUGAGGUGUUUCAGCUCAAAUUAAAAAACCUUGCAAUGACUCAAUGUGAUUUAUUGACUGUCAUUUUUUAUUGUUAGUUUUAGAGUAAAUGAAUUGUGAUAGUAGGACUGCUGGCAUGAUCCUGUGGCAGUCUCACUGGAGUGUAGUUUGUGAUAGUAGGCGAAGAUUUGUUGAUGUUGAAUAGAAUUGUGAUCUGCCACGAGGAUUACAGCCAGAUUGAGCUGCAGUGAUUCAAAGUGUUUUAUCACACAAAUUAUAUGAUAAUAUUUGUUUAAAUAAGGACUCCUUUGUUUCUCAUAUCAAAUUGCUCUCAUUAUAUUGUAAAUUUUAAAGUCGAUUGGCUAAAGUUCCGUUUUGUACGGAUUAUCGAAAUAAAUUUUGACAAAAUACAAUAUAUUUGUAAAUCUGUAACUCAAAAACUGUACCUGGUGAUUGUAUUAAUACGGAAAUAUACAUUUACUACAAAUCUUC
Messenger RNA from Nymphalis io (European peacock), 2887 nucleotides. RefSeq names its product protein LSM14 homolog B-like. Gene Ontology annotation, biological process: cytoplasmic stress granule assembly; P-body assembly. Gene Ontology annotation, cellular component: P-body. Gene Ontology annotation, molecular function: mRNA binding. The coding region runs from base 112 to 1632 and encodes 506 amino acids. NCBI's taxonomy places the organism in Eukaryota, Metazoa, Arthropoda, Insecta, Lepidoptera, Nymphalidae. The transcript is spliced from 9 exons. The record is from RefSeq and is a predicted model, not a curated record.